Molecule: messenger RNA, 1350 nt
Organism: Cherax quadricarinatus
Lineage: Eukaryota; Metazoa; Arthropoda; Malacostraca; Decapoda; Parastacidae
Source: RefSeq, a predicted model, not a curated record
AAGUAGCAAAAUAGCAGUGGUUACUAUGGACGUAUCAGCGAUGAGUGAACAGAUCCAGGCAGAAGUACAAGUUAAACAGUUUCGAGAUUUCCUUGUACAAUACAACAAGCUUAGUGAAAACUGUUUUAAUGAUUGUGUUUGGGACUUCACAUCUCGAAAUGUUCGAAAUAGUGAGGAAAAUUGUGUUCAAAAUUGUGUUGAAAAAUAUACGAAGGUAACACAGCGUAUCUCAGAGAGGUUCCAAGAACUGCAGAUGUUAAUGAAUGAAAAUGCAUUAGCAGCAACACAAAAACUGGGAAAGCUGCCUGGUGCAUAGGUUCAGUUAUAUAAUAGAAAUUAAUAUUCAUUUGACUUGUUUUCAAACUUUUAUAUAAAUUGUAUAUUGUUUCUUACUAUUAAUGUAUAAAGUUUUACAAAUGCCACAUGAUGUAAUAUUACAGUAAAAUUAAUGUAAAAAGUACAAUUAGUAUUGUUGGAGUUGGUAGACAUGUAUAGAUGAAGUUAAAAUUUAAGCUGUACAGUAUCUGAGUAAAGUAUUCAUUAACACUAAAACAGAGAGGGUGUAACACAAAAAAAACUCAGCUUAUAAUGCCAUGUAGCAAAGAAUGAUUUUCAGAUACCCUGUAAAAAAAAAUGUUGGGCCAAAUAUUGAAAUGGGACUAAUGUUAAGCAGUAUAAGUAUAUUUAGAGGAUGGUAUUAAAUGUUCCUGUUUUUCAUAAAAAUCUUUCAUGAAAUGAUAUACAUUAUAAAUAUUUUAGGGAUGUAAGAAUCAAGUUACUACUAUUGUUUGAUAUGCAGAUGAAAAUGCAUAAAUAAUUUUGUAUCUUAAUUAUUAAUACAUUAAUAAUACAGUAAGGUGCUGACUUAUGACGUUUUGCAUUUUUGAUAACUGUUCACAUGUCAAAUGUUCAGAACUUAGAAUCUAUUUUUACCAUAGACAGCCAUGUUAUAAUCAGAGAUGCAUUCCUGACCCUUAAUAUUAUAUGUUUAGUUUUAUUUUUUGUAUUAGCUAAGAAGACAUUUACAGAUACCUGUGGUACUAAACAUUGAAUGCCUCACUGAAUAUGCCCAGUACAGGGAAGCAGCUAGAUUACUUCAUACUCUAACCAAAUAAAGUAUGGGGUAACCUCAGUUUUUGUGAUUAAUUAGUUCCAGAAAAUCCUGACGAAAACUGAAACAAUAUUUCCUACAAAUACAUAAUGUAAAUCCAAUUAAUCCAUUCCAGACACGCAAAAAUAUUAAAAAAAAAAAUACAUUUUAUAAAGAAUAACUUUAGUUUUACAUACAGAAAAUGAUGAGAAAUAUAAAUGACUAAUGAAUUGGAUAAAUGAACAUUUAAUAUCACUUUU